This is a messenger RNA of Arctia plantaginis, 486 nucleotides long. The record is from the annotation of a GenBank genome assembly. Lineage: Eukaryota; Metazoa; Arthropoda; Insecta; Lepidoptera; Erebidae.
AUGGAUUCAGACGAUAUAGCUGAAAUAUUUAACAGUUUUAUGAGCUCAAACAUUGUAAAAAACUUAGCUGAGCAUAUUUUCCGAAGAUCGUUAGGUUCAGAAAUUAGUUAUGAUAACCCUUACCACCCGGAAGAUAAAUUCGUGACAGGUGAAAUCGCUGAAAAUCGCAAACAAAAAACUACAUUUCAGAGUUUGUCUAAAGACGCUUUGGAUACAGAAAAUGAAAAAUUUGCUGAUGGCCAUAUCAGUGAAGACAUACUUACAGAUAAUGGAGUAGAUGGUUCUGAAGUACGACAAUUGUAUAACAAUAAUAAGCAAAACUUGAUCGAAACACGAAUAAAUAAUUUAAAACUGAACUCUGAAAACAAAAAUGAAAACCAAACAAUGAUUUACGAUACUGCUAAAAUGUCUACAAAAAAUUAUAGAGCAGUUCUUAAGCCAAUAAUUAGAAGAUUUAUUGUUAAAAGAAGGAAUGCUAAUGGCUGA